Besnoitia besnoiti is the source of this 1314-nucleotide messenger RNA. Its product is annotated as carrier superfamily protein. Gene Ontology annotation, molecular function: ferrous iron transmembrane transporter activity. Gene Ontology annotation, biological process: iron import into the mitochondrion. The transcript is spliced from 6 exons. The record is from RefSeq and is a predicted model, not a curated record. Lineage: Eukaryota; Apicomplexa; Conoidasida; Eucoccidiorida; Sarcocystidae. Gene Ontology annotation, cellular component: mitochondrial membrane. The coding region runs from base 1 to 1314 and encodes 437 amino acids.
AUGGCGAGCGGCGGCGAACAUGGCAGUGCAGGGGCCACACCCUGGACAGGUGCGUGCAAUGUUUCUUCAGAACAAGGCUGUUCCAAUGCAGGGACAGAGGGUUUGUGGAGUGACUGGCGUGAGCUUAGAGCUGUGAUGCUGGGCUCUGCGUGUGGCGGCUUCCUAAGCCGUUGCCUAUUCCAUCCCAUAGACACAGCGAAGUCAAUGAUGCAAGCGCAGGUAACCGAAAGACACCGGCUACAAUCGGCCCCUUCUCUUCCGGGUACCAAGAAACCUACAGCUCUCACUGCGUCGGAUCUGCCGUUGAAUGGUUCUUGGAACACGGGGACGAGAGGCCGCGCUAUGAGAGCGAGCACGGCGGAGGCGCAGACGAAAACAGCUGGAGACUAUCGCUCCCCUUUCGCCUCGACAUGGCACACGCUAAGGACAGUAUGGAACAGGGAGGGUCUAACUGGCUUAUACAGGGGAUUCGCCAUCUGCGGGUUCGGCUCCGUCCCAGCAACAUGCUUAUAUUUUACCUCCUUCGAGCUUUUGCGAGCCUCUUUGGUUCGUGUCUGCCGGACCCAGCAGGACGGCAACGGUGGAGAUUUGUGCACAGCGGAGAAAGUUCAGGAUGUUGAAAAGAGAGAGACUGGCCUCCUGACAAAGGCACCGCCUGUAAUCGAUCUGGCGGCGGGAUUCGGCGCCGAGGCGAUCUCUUGUAUCUUUUGGGUACCGAUUGAUGUCUGCAAAGAGCGCCUACAGACACAGCGAGUUCUGGGCACCAGCUAUUAUCGGGGCAGCUGGGACGGUAUGUGCCAGAUAUACAGAGGAGAAGGCCUUCGGCAGCUCUACAAAGGGUAUGGGGCAACCCUGCUGUCAUUUGGCCCAAUGAGCGCGUUAUUCUUUAUGUUUGACAAUCAAUUACGGGCGCGGUUAGGGAGCACCGAGGUCCUCCAGCGCGAGACAUCUGCAUCUACUGAGAGCCUGCCAUCGCCAGAUCAAGAGAGUGCCUUGUCGCCGUUGGCCUCUGGCGGGUGUGCGCUUUUGGCGGCAGCAGCCGCAGCUUGGUUAACUGUUCCCCUGGAUAAAGUGAAGCUUAGGCUCCAGAUCCAACGCGCCCAGACGGGAAAGACUCCUCGUGCGACUCCUUUCCUGUACCGCAACGUUAUGCACGGCCUAGGAGAAAUGUAUAGGACGGAGGGCACUCGCGGGAUAUUUAGGGCAAGCGGGGCUCGCGUUUUGUUUCAUAGCGCAAACUUCGCUGUGGUCAUGGCCGUCAUGGAGCAGGUCAAAUCGGCGUAUUUUACUUAUGUUGAACCGUCUCGCGGCUGA